This is a messenger RNA of Mus caroli (Ryukyu mouse), 817 nucleotides long. RefSeq names its product WAP four-disulfide core domain 3 (gene Wfdc3). Lineage: Eukaryota; Metazoa; Chordata; Mammalia; Rodentia; Muridae. Gene Ontology annotation, cellular component: extracellular region. Gene Ontology annotation, molecular function: serine-type endopeptidase inhibitor activity. Gene Ontology annotation, biological process: innate immune response; antibacterial humoral response. The record is from RefSeq and is a predicted model, not a curated record.
CCAGCAGCCAAUCACUGUCCUCAUUGUUAGGAGAAGCUGCUCUUAGGGGAUAAUUGCUUCAGAGAAACCACUGGGAUUAGAUUGACAGGAGCUACUUAGUCCUUCCUUCUGCUGCUACCUCUCCCCUGAACUGAGCUCCUGACUCUCAUAGUCAGCAGGACUUUAAGACGCCUCUUCCUCAUGAAGGCACUUCUUGCUCUUGGGUUCCUGGCAUCUUGGGUAGCUGCAGGAGAGCACGCAUUGAGAGGUGAAUGUCCUGCUGACCCUCUUCCAUGUCAGGAGCUGUGUGCUGGGGACGAAUCCUGUCCCCAGGGGCACAAAUGCUGCAGCACAGGGUGUGGCCAUGCCUGCCGAGGAGACAUCGAGGGAGGGCGGGAUGGUCAGUGUCCCAGAAUCCUGGUAGGCCUGUGUAUUGUCCAGUGCAUGAUGGAUGAGAACUGUAAAUCCGGGGAAAGGUGCUGUAAGUCAGGCUGCGGCCGCUUCUGCAUCCCAGGACUCCAGCCCCUCCAACAGCUCAAAGACUCCAACCUGACUGAUGGCUUUAAUUCUAAACUGGAGGCUCAAGCACCCUAGCUGACCUUAUUUGCUUGGAGCUCCAGGAAGCCAGGAAGGGGUGACAUCCUGGGGCUUGUGACACUCCCUGGAGUAUCAGGCCGUUGCCUCGUAUCUCCUGCUAAUUGCAGCACACGGAACUGCCCUGGUGCUGGGCGCUUCUCUUUCCCAAUAAAAUGCUGGCAUGGACCCUCUUGUAUGUACUGUGUAGGGAUCACUGAGGCAGGAGACCUAGUGAGUCUUCCUGUGCGUGGAUUUGGCAUUG